CUGAUACUCCUGUUCAGUGCUUCAACAAGCCUACACUUCAGCUACCAAGACAGCCCCCUCGAGACGAUUUACGGCACGCUCCCACCCAAAGAUGAUGUUCCGCGUCGCUCCUCUAUGCUUCGCCGUACUCUUCUCGCGGCACGCUUCUGGCGUACCACACCCACAGCCAAACUCAACAUUGCUCGCGAACAACACAAUCUGUAACUCCACCGUCCGCCUCUGCGACGGCGAUCUCAAUGCUGCCGACCCUCCCCCGAUCGGUUCGGGCGAAUACGUAUGCCACGAAGUUUACCCAACCGAUCUCACCGUCAUCAACGCGCGCUACCCCGAUUACGACGUCGACCACCUACACCAAGCCAAGCAGUUCUUCAUGCUACGUCGUCAGGUCAAAGAUGCUGGAGAGAUUGCCACGCGAGUACAGUUUCAAGGCCUACCGAAUAGCACGUCGAACUACACCUGCCGUCUCGAAUUCGUCCUCCCCCGCCCUGAGCUCCAGAAGAUUUCUGGCCCGAACCCGAGCUUUUACGUAUACCAAGUCGAGCGGGAAGCCGGUGCGAUCGCUACAUGGAAUACAUAUGAGGCAGAGAAGAACGCCUUGUUGUUCGGUACGGUCAACGGCGAAAGCCAGGCGCUUGAGAGGACAAGGAGUGUCGGCGGGGUUGCAGCUGUCGACGAGACGGCUUGUAACGAGACAAUGUCGUUUAUGAUGGCAAUGAUGUACGACAGCCCAUCAGCGCCGAACUACUGGGAGUUCUCGAACGUUGCGCCUCCCGCGUUCCCGAUACAGGGGUUCAGGAUUGUAUACGGGUGUUGAGCGAGGAGUUAGUGCAUAUGGUGUAGUCAUGAGAUGGGGCCGAAUGCCAUGUGAAGUAGCAGCUAUUCUGAUCCUACUGUUUUGAAUCUUUAGCCUUGCUCGUACAACUUCUGCC
Molecule: messenger RNA, 929 nt
Organism: Alternaria rosae
Lineage: Eukaryota; Fungi; Ascomycota; Dothideomycetes; Pleosporales; Pleosporaceae
Exons: 1
Coding region: 92-814 (240 amino acids)
Source: RefSeq, a predicted model, not a curated record